AUGGCAGAUCUGAGGGGCAGGGACGUGGAGCGGGUGACUGCCCCUCUCCUCCUGCCCAUGAGAGUGGUCCCUCCAGAGGGCUUCCUUGCCCGCCUCCCCGCCUCCUCCGAUGGCAUCUGGCAAGGCCGACAAGCUGCUGUCCCCUCCUCCUCCAACAUGGCCACGGGCCUGCUGCUUCCAUCCACCCACUCAUCCAUCCAUCCAUCCAUUCACCCAUUCAUCCAUCCAUCCAUCCAUUCACCCAUCCUUCCAUCCACCCACUCAUCCAUCCAUCCCUCAUCCAUCCACCCAUCCUUCCAUCCACCCACUCAUCCAUCCACCCAUCCCUCAUCCAUCCAUCCAUCCAUCCAUUCACCCAUCCUUCCAUCCACCCACUCAUCCAUCCACCCAUCCCUCAUCCAUCCAUCCAUCCAUCCAUCCAUUCAUCCAUCCAUCCCUCAUCCAUCCACCCAUCCUUCCAUCCACCCACUCAUCCAUCCACCCAUCCUUCAUCCAUCCAUCCCUCAUCCAUCCACCCAUCCUUCCAUCCACCCACUCAUCCAUCCACCCAUCCAUCCAUUCACCCACUCAUCCAUCCAUCCCUCAUCCAUUCACCCAUCCUUCCAUCCACCCACUCAUCCACCCAUCCCUCAUCCAUCCACCCACUCAUCCAUCCACCCAUCCUUCCAUCCACCCACUCAUCCAUCCAUCCAUCCAUUCACCCAUUCAUCCAUCCAUCCAUCCAUUCACCCAUCCUUCCAUCCACCCACUCAUCCAUCCAUCCCUCAUCCAUCCACCCAUCCUUCCAUCCACCCACUC
Molecule: messenger RNA, 798 nt
Organism: Phacochoerus africanus (Common warthog)
Lineage: Eukaryota; Metazoa; Chordata; Mammalia; Artiodactyla; Suidae
Product: guanine nucleotide exchange factor subunit RIC1-like
Exons: 3
Source: RefSeq, a predicted model, not a curated record